Molecule: messenger RNA, 414 nt
Organism: Necator americanus (New World hookworm)
Lineage: Eukaryota; Metazoa; Nematoda; Chromadorea; Rhabditida; Ancylostomatidae
Exons: 1
Coding region: 1-414 (137 amino acids)
Source: RefSeq, a predicted model, not a curated record
AUGGUUGCAGCUUCGGUCGACCCAUGGCGGUCCAGUCUCCUGUGCUCAGCAUUGUUACAUCCGCUCCAGUAUCAAGACGCAUGCGUACUGUCUCCCCAUGAAUCUUUUCUCUCUACGGCAGAUGCGGUUUACAGCGAUGUCAGCAUGAGUCGAAGCGAUGGUGACGCUGUUGGCAGACUUCCGCUUCAGCUUCGGCUUCCGCUUCUUCUUCUCCCGGAAAUUUUUGCAGAAUGCUUGCUUGUGUCCAGAGCGUCUGCAGUCGUGGCAUCUCUUGUUCACGAAUGUCCAGUCUCUAGACCAGUGAUUGGCUCCAACCGAAAACAAGGUGACGACGGCUCACGAUUUCGACUCGUUUGCGAAUCCACAACGUUGACAUGCAGUAGACUUGAUCGUUCGAGGAGUGCAGCAUCCUGA